GUUGUGGCGUAAGAUUGAAAGAAAUUACUCUAAAUCUAAAGUUAAUAAUAUUAACCCUAGAUUCCAUGUAUUAUGUGAUCUGAACUUUUAUCUGAAGUUCAAAGACCUCAAAGCCUUAAUAGAGUAGGCGCAUUUGUUAACUCAAAAUUAGUAUUCGUUUCACAGACACCUCGCAAGUGACAGAGAAAAAUGUGUAAGAAAAAUAUUGGUAAACAGUUUGAAGUAGCACAAAACAUCAAAAUAAUAAUAAAACAAACAAAUAUAAUUGGAUUCUUAGAAAAGAAAAUUUAGAGUUUUUCGAAAUUUUUUUUGAUUAUUAUUAAGAAUGGAUUUUAAAAGAGAUAAUAAGCAGACUACAGAUUCGCAAGAUGAAACCAAAGAUGAUGACGAGGACGCCGAAUCAAAUCGUUCACGGCAAGCUGAGGAUGCAACAGUAGCCGAACGCACGAAAGAAGCUGAACUACAGAACGACACUGAAGAUGAUGAGGAUGACGGUUUACAUGUGGUCUCCAGCGUUAAGGAAUUCAAGCUACCAACGCCGAUGUUAACACUCGAGGGUACACACACGACAGCCACCACCACCGAGUCGUUGGCGAGUGUAGCGAGCGCCGCUAGAAUGCAUAAGCACGUUAAUUUCGAAGAGGUCAUGGAAGAGCUGGGAAUGCCGACGCCGUCGACCAGCAAAGUAGUGGAUAAUGUGAGAGAAUAUGUGAAGCAGAUUGAAAGUCGUUUAGAGGACUACGGAACUGGCGUGUGUUCAUCACCGCGAUAUACGGCAACACCACAGGCAAGCGCCGCACAAAUUAUAGACUUACCGAGAGAAACGUUAAAAUUGGAGACCAUUAAAGGAGCAUCAGAGUUGAGCUUCACCAGCAAGCUUAGUGAAGAGUUUGCGGCAUUUACAGAAGUCGAACGUAUGGCACACGACGAAGUGGAACGUAUUGUGGCAGAAAAUAUUUCGCCUGCGACGAAACGUUUGGCCGACAGACCCGACUUUCAACAGGUGGAGCGCGAAAACCAAGAGAUCGCCGAACGUUUUCGACAAAUAAUGGAGAUGUUCGAUAGUUUCACCAAAAAUUUGGAGAGUCUUGAAAUGCCUGGCCUGCAAUCGGCUGAAGAAGUUGGCGAAAAUGCAUUAUUGCCAUUGCGUAGACGUUUGAGCUUUAAAGGCGCACGCAGCGCGGAGCAAACUGAUGCUGAUGCGGCUGUUGGCGCUGCAUCAGCCGGUAGUGUUUACAAUGAAUUCUAUUUGGAGGUGCACGGCGAAAGCAAAGGCGAUGUUAGGAAAGUAGCACCAGCAGUGCAAAGCAUUGCGCACAAGUCCUGCAACACAUCUAGCACAACCGCCUAUCCACAAAAAACCGAAGCUGGCUUAGAUCCGAUGUACCGUGAUAUGGCCACUACAAUCAGCGGUUUGGAGCUACUUGGUGAACCGAGGCCGCCAGCUGUAGAUACGUCGCUUUAUGCAGCACGCAUAUUACCCGUGCAAAGUCUUACCACUAUUGGCUGUCAGACUUCUACCGACUACUUUGCAGUACAAAUGUCACCCAUGGAAACUAGCUCAUACAGUCGAUUACCCUCCUCCAUAGCAAGAGAUCUCUCACAGACCGAAGAUGAUAUUAUCAAUGCACUCAUAAUUGAUUCCAGAACCGAACCACCGACUAGCUCUGUUGGCGCAGUCACCACAACCUACAAUGACGUCACCGAAACCAGCGAGAUCAACAGCAUACAGUCAAAGUCUAAAUUUCUUGGCUCAACCAGUCAAUCAGCGUUGAUAAAGAUACCUGAACCGCCGACCAUAGUCGAUCUAACACACGAUCCGAAUGCGCCACGUGUCACGUCCAUAGUUACCGACAGCGCAGGUCAAGCUGGUAGCAAUACCGAUGCGCCCUGUGAACGCACCUACCACACCAUACACAUUGAGGCCAACUCUUCGCCCUCCUCGAGUGUUCUGCGUCGUCCGCCGCUAUGCACACGCCUUUGGAAUGUGAUCACCGAUUUUUGUGCUGCAGUCUGCCUAUGUCUACAGCUAUUAUUUGUUCUAUAUUUUGCAGCUACGAUAUCAGAGGGGCGAAAACCUAAGGCCGUAUUAUAAAUUACUUAAUACAUUUUCCAAACGAACUGUUGAUCCGGAAAAAUUAAAAAAAAAAUUUUCGUAAAUGUAAUAAUAAAAAAAAUAAACAAAAAUAUUGCAUAAUGGAAUAUUUGAGGAGUGGUGACUCAAACAAACCACUGGUAUAAGUCGCAAAAAACUGGUAAAAAAUAGUAUAUUGCUACGAUGAAUUCAAGAUUGGCCAGGAAACGGUUAAACCUAACUAAUUACUUACAAGUAUUUUUUUAUUUACCAUUACUUGGAUGCUAACGAAUUCGGCAAAUAACUAGUAUAAAUAAAGCAUAAGGUAUAAAUAUAAGAGACUCAUAAAUAUGUAUAUAAAAAAUGGUUUGAAUUUAAGAAACCGAUAUAAAUAAAAGAAAGCGGUGAAUAAAAUAAAUGUGAUUAUACCAGUUUUUUAUAUUUAUACCAGUAUAUUUAAUUUAUGCCAGUUACAUGUAUAAAUUUGGAAAAUUAUAUAAAUAUAGUAAACUGAUAUAAAUAUGAGAGACUUGUGUAUAUAUAAUAAACUGGUAUAAAUAGAAGAGAUUGGAAUACAUAUAAUAAACUAUACAAUUUAAAUCAGUUUCAUGUUUAAAUUAAAGUAAAAUAUAUAAAUACAUGUAGUAAACUGGUAAAAAUAUAAGAGACUGGUAUAUAUAACAUAAACUAGUAUAAAUAUAAGAGACUGGUAAAAAUAUGAUAAACUACUAUAAAUAUAAGAUACUGAUAUAAAUAUCAUAAACUGGUAUAAAUAUAAGAGACUGGUAUAACAAUGGAUGAAAAAAAUUUCGAAUUCAAUUCUCUGAGUAUUAAAAAACAAUAUUUUCUUCCUAAAAAAGUUAGCGUCACAUUAACC
Molecule: messenger RNA, 2951 nt
Organism: Bactrocera oleae (olive fruit fly)
Lineage: Eukaryota; Metazoa; Arthropoda; Insecta; Diptera; Tephritidae
Source: RefSeq, a predicted model, not a curated record